UUAGUAAUCUCAGUUGCUUUUCUCCUAGGUACAAUACCUAGCCAUCAUGUCAAGCAAAAGAGCCAAGGGAAAGACCACCAAGAAGCGCCCUCAGCGUGCAACUUCCAAUGUAUUUGCCAUGUUUGAUCAGUCACAAAUUCAGGAGUUUAAGGAGGCCUUCAACAUGAUCGAUCAGAACCGUGAUGGCUUCAUUGAUAAGGAGGAUUUGCAUGACAUGUUAGCUUCACUUGGAAAGAACCCAACUGAUGAUUACCUAGAGGCAAUGAUGAAUGAAGCUCCAGGACCUAUCAACUUCACCAUGUUCUUGACCAUGUUUGGUGAAAAGCUGAAUGGGACAGACCCUGAAGAUGUAAUCAGAAAUGCCUUUGCGUGUUUUGAUGAAGAAGGAACAGGUUAUAUCCAGGAAGAUUACCUGAGAGAUCUGUUGACGACAAUGGGUGAUCGAUUUAGUGAUGAGGAGGUGGAUGAACUUUUCCGUGAAGCACCGAUUGAUACUAAGGGCAAUUUCAACUAUAUUGAAUUUACUCGCAUACUGAAACAUGGUGCCAAGGACAAAGAUGACUAAUGGAAUGGAAAUUCAGGGGGUGGGGGAAAGCUCCUGUUUUACUUUGCAGAACUUAUACCUGUUGGAACAUACUGCAUGCCUUGGCUCUAAUAAACGUUGCUUUUUUCAUUA
Rhincodon typus (whale shark) is the source of this 676-nucleotide messenger RNA. RefSeq names its product myosin regulatory light chain 2, smooth muscle minor isoform. Gene Ontology annotation, molecular function: calcium ion binding. The transcript has 3 exons. The record is from RefSeq and is a predicted model, not a curated record. Lineage: Eukaryota; Metazoa; Chordata; Chondrichthyes; Orectolobiformes; Rhincodontidae. Gene Ontology annotation, cellular component: cytoplasm. The coding region runs from base 47 to 565 and encodes 172 amino acids.